ACAAUGGAUCAUGCUUUUGAAAAUCACAAAGAAUAUAUCGGCCGUCAUGCGCUCGAACUUCCCACACCAUCUUUCAUCAUCAACAAGCCCACGAUAGAGCAAAACAUCAAGAAGCUACAUGCCGAUGUCGCCACGCUUGGUAUCGCGUUCAGACCUCAUCUGAAGACUCUAAAGACCCUAGAGAUAACGCGGCUGAUGCUGGGGAAUGGAUUACACCGCAACGUUGUUUGCUCCACCGUACCUGAGAUUGUCGGUGCUCUUCCUUUGGUCAAAGAAGGCCUCCUCGAUGAGGCUAUAUUUGGUAUGCCAGUCUAUAAGAGUGUCUUGCCUCGUUUGACUGCUCUUCGACAGAGCAUCACAAUCGAUCUGCUUCUCGAUAGUUGCGACCAAUUACCACUUCUAGAAGGCUCCGACACAGCAUGGAACGUGUUCAUCAAGAUCGACGUUGGUGCUCGCAGAGCCGGUCUUACGACUGAUUCACCCCGCCUCAAGGAGUUGGUGCAGGCAGUAGAGGCCUCAAAGUUCGCGAAUUUAAAAGGCUUCUAUUGCCACGCGAAUCAUUCGUAUGGCUGUCGAACAGAAGCAGAUGUUACCGAAAUGCUGCAACAUGAGGUGGAGGAAGUAGUUGCAGCGGCUUCAUUUGUGUCAGAUAUGAGGUCACUUAUCGUAUCGAUUGGCGCAACACCGACCGCACACGUGAUCGAGAAAUUGAGCGAAAAGCUACCAUCGAAUGUAGCUCUUGAGCUCCAUGCUGGCAAUUUUCCGACUAAUGAUCUUCAACAAGUCUCUACUGAUGUCGUGCCGAUCACUCAGCAAGCCAUUCGCGUGGCAGCGGACAUUGUGAGCGUCUAUCCGGAACGAAACGAGGCCUUGAUAAAUGCAGGAGUUAUAGUUCUGGCUCGAGAAGCUAGCGGGUUCCCCGGUCAUGGCAAAGUUGUGGAUCAACACAAUUGGGAUGUUGUCCGCGUUUCGCAAGAGCAUGGCAUAUUGGGUUGUACAAACGGUGACGAGAAAGUAGGUGAUACUUUCAAGGUGGGCGAAAAGGUCUUUCUAUGGUGUCAGCAUUCUUGCAUCACUGCAGCUGCCUUCUACGCUUACUUUGUGGUGGACGAGGAUGAUAUAGUCAUUGACACAUGGAUUCCAUGGAAAGGAUGGUAG
Molecule: messenger RNA, 1158 nt
Organism: Periconia digitata
Lineage: Eukaryota; Fungi; Ascomycota; Dothideomycetes; Pleosporales; Periconiaceae
Source: the annotation of a GenBank genome assembly